AUGAGAGAUGAUAAGAGUACUCAAGAAAUUACGGCUGCUGACACCGACAACGAGCUGGUUUACUGGUUAACUACGUGCUUAAAUCGGUACACUGCUGAAACAAAUAGUUCUAGAUCAUACACAAGCUACACGCAAGGGCGUAACACAAUGGGUAAUAAAAGCUCUUUAUUAUUAAGAGAAGAAGAAAUUGCGCAAAUUCAAGAAGAAACAGGCUUUACUCCCAACCAAAUUGAGCGCUUGUAUUCCCGUUUUACUGCUCUGGACAAGAAUGACUGUGGUACUCUGUCUCGUGAAGACUUCCUGCGGAUACCCGAGCUUGCAAUAAAUCCCCUGAGUGAAAGGAUUGUAUCAGCAUUCUUUGCAGAAAGCCAUGAUGAUAGAGUGAAUUUUCUACAGUUUAUGAGAGUGUUAGCCCACUUUAGACCUAUUAGAAAGAACCGAGAAAAUAAAUUAAAUAGCAGGGAAGAUAAGUUGAGAUUUGCCUUUUCAAUGUAUGAUCUCGACAAUGAUGGCAAGAUCUCCAGAGAUGAGUUAUUAGCAAUUCUUCACAUGAUGGUUGGGGUCAAUAUUAGUGAAGAACAGCUGUCCAGUAUUGCGGAAAGGACCAUAAUAGAAGCCGACACUAACAAUGACCAAAUGAUAUCCUUUGAAGAGUUUGCCCAUGCCCUAGAAAGGACAGAUGUGGAACAGAAGAUGUCUAUCCGAUUCCUCAACUGA
Messenger RNA from Leptosia nina, 717 nucleotides. Lineage: Eukaryota; Metazoa; Arthropoda; Insecta; Lepidoptera; Pieridae. The record is from the annotation of a GenBank genome assembly.